Myxocyprinus asiaticus (Chinese sucker) is the source of this 3219-nucleotide messenger RNA. RefSeq names its product microseminoprotein, prostate associated 2 (gene msmp2). The transcript has 4 exons. Bases 1407 to 1904 code for a protein of 165 amino acids. The record is from RefSeq and is a predicted model, not a curated record. NCBI's taxonomy places the organism in Eukaryota, Metazoa, Chordata, Actinopteri, Cypriniformes, Catostomidae.
GCUUUUAUAAAUCUGUAAAUAUUCAUAUACAUGGAUACUUGUAAUAAUGAUAUUCACUAAUGCAUGACAGAUAAAUAUAUUAAUUCAGACAUUAAUACAGAGGUUGCAAGAGCAACUGAUGACGUCAGUAUACUCAAUGAGCAUGUUUGCUCUCGGUUAGCACAUGUGUACAUCUGUAUGGAGCAUACAUUGUUACAGCAUGUUAUCUGUGUGCAUUCAGAGUUGCUUACAAUAAUGUGUGCAGAUACUGACUGUUGAACACACAUAGAUGCAUGCAUGCUCAGACAGUGCCUGUGACAUCAACCCUGACCAUUAUCACCAAUCUGGUAGGUGACCCCCCUGAAGUUAAGUCGGAUAUCAUCAGCACUUAAAAGUUACAAUGUGACCUUUGAUCUCUGAAAAGGCAAAGUACGUGGUAACUAUAUAAAUAUAAAAUGAAAAAUGAAAAGGCAGACAGUUGUCUUCUGCUGUUAUGUAACCAAUGAAGAGAGGCAAUAACUUAAAUGUAUGAAUAAAAGGAAAAGAAAUGAACUAGUGGAUUAUUGGAUACAAGACUUGUUAGUAAGUAAGUACAAACAUUAAUGUUUUUGAUGAAGUAGAAUAAUUGAAUUAUUUUAAUUUUUUGGGCACAAAUGUUUAUUAUAAUUAUUUAUUGUCACAUACAUUGCUUUGUGGAAUCAUUGUGCUCUGUAACAUUUGUUAAUGUAAGACAUAUUUUAGAAAACACAAUAUGUAUUGAUGAUAUACAACAUUAAUGAUAUGGUGAAUACCGCUAAAGUGGGACCCUUUAUCAUCUUGAAGUGUAUAUUCUUCCGUUACGGAAGAUUACCAUUACACAUUAAUAUAAUAUAAUAUAAUAUAAUAUAAUAAACUCAAAAAUAUUUCUAAGAUUUACGCAUUUCAAUUUAAUAACAAAUUUACAUCAAAUUGAAUUGUGUAAUCUUUGACCAUAUAAAAAUAUUUUUUUUUAAUAUUUUACAUUUAUUUAAAUUUAGUUAAAUAUUACACAAUUCAAUAUGAUGGAAAUAUGUUAAUAUGCAUAAAUCUUAAAAAUAGGCUAAUAUUUUUUGGGGGUGGAUAAUAUAAUAUAAUACUUAGCAACAAUUAACAAUUAAAAUAAAACAAUAAAAACAUUAAAUAAAAAUAAACUUCAGAUCAGAAUUACCAUUUCGGCUUUUAGCUCAUUUAGGUUAAAAAGACUCAUAGAAUUGCUCAUCUUAUCAACAGUAAAGCAUUCUGUGUACAUAGAAACAAAGAAGGAAUCAGAAGAAAAGAGUAAUGAGAGAAAGAAUAGAGUGAGGAUAAACAGAAAUGACAGUGAGGGGGGAAGAGGUGAACACAAGAGAAUAGAGAGGCAGGUAUAAAACCUACAGACUGACUGAGCAUCAGAAAGCACACACACACACAUGAACACACACACACACACACAUCUAGAGACAGGAGAGAACAAGAGAAGAGGACAGAAAAAGGAAAUAACAGGAGGAGGAAAAGGAAGACUCUUAAAAGACAUGCAGCUAACAGAGAUGAGAGUUUUAUUGGCUGUGUUUUGUGUGGUUAGCAUCCUCCAGCCCUACCACAUGGUUUCCAGCAGUGGAGAAUGCUACUUCAAUGCAAAAGCCAGCUGUGAACACAAAGGCCAUGUAUUCGACAUUGGGGAGGCCUGGAUGAAUGACGAAUGCUUCCAGUGUGUGUGUUUUGAGCCUUUCGGAGUAGGCUGCUGUGAACAUGGAAAGCAGCCAGUCGAUUAUCCGCCCUGGUGUGAAGUCAUUAGAAAGCCAGAUUCCUGCACAGUUGCUGUGGUGAUGAAGGCCAAUCAUAAACUUCCAUGUCUGUUUGGAGGAAAGAACCGUUUGCGAGUGGGAGAUGGGUCACUGUGGAAAUCAGAGAAUGACCCACUCUUUUAGACUGCACUACUGAACUGUUAAAAAUGUGUAGGGUCUUUUACACAUACACCAAACACUAAAUAGCAGCUUUAAUUGAAAAAUAACUUAAUUGAUAUGCUCUCAUAACAUUCUACUAUGUUUGUUUGAUCUAUUUAAAACUACUUAAGAUGUUGGAAACUGUAUAAAGCUAUGUAUCCUAUGACUGCAAACGAAAAAGUAAAACUUUGAGUUGUUUAUUCCACAUAAAGCAAACAGUACAUGUAUAUCUGUAGAUAGAUAUAUAGAUAGAUAUCUCAGUAACUUCAAGAAAACACUCUUUGGUCUUUCAAACUAGAAACCACACUACAUAAAUAAAAAAUAUACAAAUAAUAAUUUUUAAAAAAUUCACAUGAAAAUGGGAAAGAGACACAGAGGCUCAAUGACAGUAAAAAUCAUGGGCUUUAUUUAAAAAAAGAAUUUAGCCAUCAUUACACAAGAUACAGAAAGUAACAAAGUGAUUACACAUCAUCGUGAGCUCUUUCCAGUUAAAACUAUUUGUUCACCCCUUAAAUCUAUAUACUAUUAUGUGUUACAUUUCUCUCCCAUUUACUGUGUUCAUAAUACAUAUUUAGAUCUGCACAGCUUUCUGGACCUUUCGAAUCUGACUGUGACACUGCUUUGAACUCGUGGUUAAAAAAAAAAAAAAAGAAAAAAAAAAAAGAAAAGAAAAAAAAGUCUAAUCUUCAACCUUUCUUCUAUGGGCAGAAUAUGGCUCUUUAAAGGAAACAAAAAAACCAAACCAAAACAGUUCACCAUUCAGAGUGAAUGAAGAAACCAUGACUUGGUCUCCUCUGCUCAAAGGAUUCCUACCAUAAGCCCACAACAGUGCAGCAUUUCAAAAUAGUGGUUUGAAAAGGUAAGGAUUUGUGUUAAAAUGCAUAGGGGGGUGGUGUUAUAUCCCAAAUUAACAAUACAUAUAUUACUUAAAAAAAACAAAAAAAAUAACUCCAAAAAGGAAGCAAAUGCUUUUAAUAAAAAAACAAAAACAAUGGUCCUCCCGUCAUGGUUGAGCACACUGCUACAGACCACAUGAUGUGGUUUUGGUCCCAAAACCUGUGACACCAACAGGCAGCAAAAACUUUUGCAGAAUGAUAAGAGUGAAGAGGUAGAAGAGGAUAGCAGGGAAGCAUCAGGCACCAACAAGAACAGCGGAAAUAUACUGAGCCAUAUCAACAGGAAAAAUGUAUAUCAUACUUUUUUUUCCAAGAUGGCUUUUACAGCACAAAAUUGCAUGUAAAUCUGCCUGCAGUAAGACAGGUAAAAAAAAAAAAAAAAAAAAAAAAAAAAAAAGAAAUAA